Zeugodacus cucurbitae (melon fly) is the source of this 1966-nucleotide messenger RNA. RefSeq names its product WD repeat-containing protein 46. Lineage: Eukaryota; Metazoa; Arthropoda; Insecta; Diptera; Tephritidae. The transcript is spliced from 4 exons. The record is from RefSeq and is a predicted model, not a curated record. The coding region runs from base 77 to 1885 and encodes 602 amino acids. Gene Ontology annotation, molecular function: protein binding. Gene Ontology annotation, biological process: maturation of SSU-rRNA from tricistronic rRNA transcript (SSU-rRNA, 5.8S rRNA, LSU-rRNA). Gene Ontology annotation, cellular component: small-subunit processome; 90S preribosome; nucleolus.
UUUAAUAGUGUGGCAACAUUAUUGUUUUUGAGCACGUUGUGCCACAAUCACAAUAAAGUGGUUCAUAAUUUGUAAAAUGUUGGAGGAUGAAAAUCUGGACCAAAAGCCACCACGUAAAAGUGGGAAAUCCGCUCCAGCGCGUUAUUUUCAUGCGCCUGUUCCCGAGGAAGAGGUUAAGGCCAUCAAAUUGAAAGGUGUCAGCCAACAGAAUUUCUCAGGCGAGAUCAUUAAGGUUGAACAAGGCAAGCAGGUCGGCUUUAAGAAGAGUUAUCAACGCAAAGGACCGAAAACAAAACCCGUCAAAUCGGAAAUAACAGAAUCAAAACCAAAAAUUCCAAAGGAACGCCUUAAAAAGUAUGAUAAAGGCGAAAAGGUACGAUCUAAAGGUGUAAGAACUAAAUUUUUCAAAGAGAAACAACAGCGCAAAGAAGUAUAUUUGGAAUAUGCAACGGAACAAGCAGCUCGAACAGAACUUUUACUUACGGAACAACAGGGUUUUAUUGAACCUGACGAAGAAGAGAUAACUGCACAGUAUCGUCAAGUAGAAAUAGCGAAUAAUGUUGACAUUUUAUCAGCAUCGAAACAUUUCAAAUUAAAUCUCGAUUUUGGUCCGUACUCUUUGCGCUAUACUAAAAAUGGUCGCCAUUUGCUACUUGGUGGACGCCGAGGACAUGUGGCCGCAUUCGAUUGGGUCACAAAGAAGCUCCUUUGUGAAAUGAACGUAAUGGAGGAAGUAGCUGAUGUAUCGUGGUUGCAUGUACAUACUAUGUUUGCAUGUGCGCAAAAAGAUUGGGUUUACAUCUAUGAUAGUCAAGGCACUGAAUUGCAUUGUGUAAAACGUUUAUACAGAGUUAACUGUAUGGAGUUCUUACCUUACCACUUUCUGCUUGCUACUGGCAAUAAAGAUGGCUAUGCGUCGUGGCUGGAUGUAUCUAUCGGCGAGUUAGUCAGUAAUUUCAAUACUAAACUUGGUGAUAUACGAUUAAUGCAUCAAAAUCCAGGAAAUGGUGUUUUAUGUAUUGGCGGCGCUAAAGGCGUAGUGUCUAUGUGGUCUCCAAAAGUGCGUGAACCACUUGCAAAAUUGCUAUGUCACUCCACACCUAUGAGUGCAUUGACGGUGGAUCCUAAAGGGCAAUAUAUGGUCACGGCAGGCCAAGAUCGUAAAGUUAAGGUUUGGGAUGUGCGCGCUUUAAAAGGGCCCCUUGUGAGUUAUCAAUUAAGACUACCAGCUAAUCAGGUUGUGGUAUCUCAGCGUGGCUCUCUGGCAUAUUCACAGGGCACAUACUGUGAGAUUCAAUCGAACUUGUUGUUGGGAGAAAAGGCUGCAACACCAUAUCUUCGUCAAAUGUGUGAUUCAUUUGUGCAUGGCAUGCGCUUCUGUCCCUAUGAAGAUAUCCUCGGCAUAGCAACCGCUAAAGGUUUUCAGUCAUUACUUGUACCCGGUUCCGGUGAACCCAAUUAUGAUGCUUUGGAGGAUAAUCCUUAUCAGACCAAGUCACAACGUCGUGAACAUGAAGUUCACGCGCUUUUGGAGAAAAUACCAGCCGAGUUGAUUACAUUGAAUCCGAAUGAAAUUUCUGCUGUUGAUGUGCCCACGUUGCAAGAAAAAGUUGACGCGAAGCGUUCGUUAUUCCAUUUGAAACCACCAAAAAUAAACUUUAAAUCGCGUCACAAAAUGAAGGGUCGUGGUGGAAGUGCGAAAGCUUCACGUAAUAAACAAAUCGUUAAGGACCUCAAAAGAAAGGAGUUUAUCGAUGAUAUCAAGAAAUCGAAGCAGACUAUCUUCAAACAGCAAACAAAAAAAGCAAGCGAUUUUAUACCGCUUGACGCAAGUGUUCCGUCAGUACUGGAUCGUUUUAAACCGAAAAGUACGAAGAAGAAAUGAUUGAACAAAAUUAGUUAUGAAAUAUUCCCACUUAAAUAUAAAUUUGUUUAUUCAUACAAAUAUUACAUAACAAUAUUUCUA